AUGAAGGAAUAUCUCAUAAACUGCACAGUACAAAGAGAAUUUCACCUCCUGGCUUUCUCCAUCUCUGCAGGCCUUCAGCUUCUACUCUUCAUUGGGAUCCUGGUAAUGUAUUUACUGACAUUGCUGGGGAACCUGCUUAUCACUGGUCUUAUAUGUCUGACUCCGCAGCUCCACACUCCUAUGUACUAUUUCCUGUGUAACCUCUCAGUGCAGGACAUCAUCUACGUCUCCAGCAUCAUUCCCAAAUUCCUCUCUAUCCUGGUAACGGGUGACACCAGAAUUGCCUUCCAAGGAUGCAUCACACAGAUGUUCUUCUUUACAUUUUGUAUUGUGGCAGAGUUUUUACUCCUAACGUCUAUGGCCUAUGACCGCUAUGUCGCCAUCUGUAUCCCUCUGCGCUAUACAAUCAUUAUGAGCAGUAAUGUGUGUAUUACUCUUAUCUCUGUCUCCUCGCUAGUCUGCUUUUUUAAUUCAGUAAUCUAUGCUGUGCUGAUUUCUAAAGCAUCAUUCUGCAACUCCCAAGCAAUCAGUCAUUUUUACUGUGAUCUGAAAACCAUGAUAGGGUAUUCUAGUGGCGAUGUUACAGGUAUUAAGAUGUUGCUGUCUUUGGAAAAUAUAUUUUUAGGACUUACGCCCUUUGUGUUGAUAUUAGUCUCUUAUACAUGUAUAAUUGUUACUAUUAUAAAGAUCCGUAGCUCAGCGGGUAGAGUAAAGGCUUUCUCCAGCUGUUCGUCCCAUCUCACUGUUGUAUUAUUAUUCUAUGGGACAUCACUUAUUUCCUACAUUGUCCCGGACUCGCAGGAGUCUCAGGAACGAGACAAAUAUUUCUCCUUGCUAUACACGGCGGUGGCCCCGAUGCUAAAUCCUCUAGUUUAUACCCUGAGAAACAAAGAGGUUUUAAAAUCCAUGGAAAAUAUUUUUCAAAAAUAUUUGAAACGCUAA
This is a messenger RNA of Pseudophryne corroboree (corroboree frog), 942 nucleotides long. Its product is annotated as olfactory receptor 5V1-like. The coding region runs from base 1 to 942 and encodes 313 amino acids. Gene Ontology annotation, cellular component: membrane. NCBI's taxonomy places the organism in Eukaryota, Metazoa, Chordata, Amphibia, Anura, Myobatrachidae. Gene Ontology annotation, biological process: G protein-coupled receptor signaling pathway. Gene Ontology annotation, molecular function: odorant binding; olfactory receptor activity; G protein-coupled receptor activity. The transcript has a single exon. The record is from RefSeq and is a predicted model, not a curated record.